Nothoprocta perdicaria is the source of this 1470-nucleotide messenger RNA. RefSeq names its product phospholipase A2 group III (gene PLA2G3). Gene Ontology annotation, molecular function: A2-type glycerophospholipase activity. The coding region runs from base 1 to 1470 and encodes 489 amino acids. The transcript has 6 exons. Gene Ontology annotation, biological process: arachidonate secretion; phospholipid metabolic process. The record is from RefSeq and is a predicted model, not a curated record. NCBI's taxonomy places the organism in Eukaryota, Metazoa, Chordata, Aves, Tinamiformes, Tinamidae.
AUGGGGCAGCACCCAGGGGUGCAGUGCAGGGAGCUGGAUGUGUCUGACACAGCCCAGGCAGUGCCCAACACCCAAGGGGAGCUCGCGGCGCUCUGGCGGCACCGCGGCGCCUGCCGCGAGCCCGGAGCCCGGAGCGCGCGGCGGCGACGCGGCUGGACCGUGCCGGGCACGCUGUGGUGUGGGGCGGGCGACUCGGCGGGGAGCCCCACGGAGCUGGGUCUCUUCCGCGGCCCCGACCGCUGCUGCCGGGAGCACGACCGGUGCGAGGCGCAGAUCGCGGCGCUGGAGUUCAACUACGGCAUCCGCAACUACCGCCUGCACACCGUGUCCCACUGCGACUGCGACGGCAGGUUCCGCCGCUGCCUGCUGGACCUCAAUGACACCAUCUCCAACCUCAUCGGCGUCACUUUCUUCGACCUGCUCGAGGUGCCGUGCUUUGUGCUGGAGCCGAGCGAGGAGUGUGUGCAGUGGCACUGGUGGGGAGGGUGCCAGCGUUACGAGAUGGUGCCCCUGGCCAGGAUGGUGCAGCCACAUCAGUACCACGCGGGUCGCCCAUCGCGGCCGGAGGAGGAGGGGACGAAUGGUGCCACUAGGCAGCCCCCCAGCGAGGGCAGGGGGAAGCGCCCCAGGCUUGGCCGCAAGCGGCUCCGACAGAGGCUGGGACAAAACCCGCAGCUCCCGGGGCAGCAGCAGAGACUCGUGACGGUGCCGCCGCAGCGGAGCCCCGGGGCGCCGACUCCCGCACUGCCUAGAGGGGAGGCUGAGCCCGCAACCGGGUCCCUGCCGGCGCCGGGGCCUCCCGCAGCAGUGGCCGUGCGGGAGCAGGACUCCGGGGGARGGCAGGAGGUGGGGGCAGCGCAGGAAGCGGGUACGGGCUCAGCACAGCCCACCUGCGCGGCCGCGUGUGAAGGAGACGGCGGCGGAGCCAGCAGGGCCGCGGAGCCGCCCGGAGCAACCGCGGUGCCGCCUCCGCAGCAGGGUGAGUCGCGGCCGGGGACACGAGGAGGGUUUUGCCAAGACGGAACGGGGCCGCCCCUGCCCGCGAGGGGCCCGCGCGCUGCAGGUGUCCCUGGCCGCUUCCUCGCAGGCCGCGGCCGGCCGUGCAGUUGCUUCAAGCGCUUGGACAAGUGCGAGCAGCAGAUCGCGCCGCGCCAGGCCAAGCACGCGCUGCACAACGCGGACACCCGCACCCUCUUCCACUGCAACUGCACGCGCAGGUGGGUGCCCUGGGCGCGGGGCGCGCGGGGCGCGCGGGCGGCGCUGCCCUGCGUGGCGGCGGCCCGGGCUCUGCUCCUGCCCGCUUGGCAUCUCUGGAGCUCCCUGGGGCGCUGGGGACCCCUGCCCGCGAGCACCCUGGCGAAGCAGCGAGAGCAGCGGGCACAGGACGGCGGCGGGCGGCUCUACCCGCGCUGCCUGCGGCUGCCGUCGCAACGGAGCGGGGACGCCCGGCCCGCCGUGACAGCCCCGUGA